AUGCCAUCAAUUUUACCUACCUUAGUCAUUUUCUUCGGUCACUGGUGCAAUGCAAUCUUUGCUGGUAGUAAUAGCUUUGCGCAGGGUAAUUUGGCAGUAUUUUUCAAUGCUACUUCGGCGAAAUCCAGUGAUGACCAUCCUCUCAAGGCCAAUGUACCCAAUUUAUGGUGUCAAGCAAUGUCCAAUCAAACUCAACAAUUAAUACCUAUCAAAGAAGCUCACUUUAUAAGAGAUCUAGACAAGGAAGUUUUCCCAGCGCUUAUUAACAAUCAGACACGGGCAAUUUUAGAAUUUGGCAAUACAUCAGUUUUGAGUGCUGGAAGAUAUCGCUGUGAAAUUACCACCGAAGAAAAUGAAUUAGUGUGGGGAUGGUUAUUUGUAAAUAUGCGCCCAAUCUUUCAUGUGAAUCACUCGAAAAUAUUGGAUGCAGUGGGUGACAAUCAUUUCCGUGUUAGAGCUUCAGUUCUAAGGGUAACGGAAGGCGAAACAGUAACGCUGAGUUGUCCAGUACGAGGCUUUCCGGAACCAACUAUUCAGUGGUAUAAAAAUGAUAUACCUGUUGCAUCGACGGAGCAAAUAACCUUCUUAGAGAGGGAUUUGCAAAUUGCAAAAGUGGAAUUUGAUGAUGAAGGAGUUUAUUCAUGUGUCGCGCAAAAUUCAUUUUCCAUAUUUAUUGAUGGCAAAAAUAUCCUAUGGGAGUCACGGUUGGAUCGUGAACUUAAGGUGAAAAGCUCGUAUAGAUGGAUUUAUCCACUUAUAGUUAUCAUUAUCAUAUUGUUAUUGUUAUUCAUCAUCAUUUAUGCAUGUUCAGCUUUCAAUCGCUACAAAACGUACAAUGUGGAAAAACGCGAAAGACGAAAGAAGCGACAAACAAAUGUUGGUUACAACGAAAAUAUGUCACAACAGCAACCAAUCCUAGGUUAUAAUAACGAAUUGGAUUAA
This is a messenger RNA of Brugia malayi, 942 nucleotides long. RefSeq names its product Immunoglobulin I-set domain containing protein. Gene Ontology annotation, cellular component: plasma membrane. Gene Ontology annotation, biological process: homophilic cell-cell adhesion. The transcript is spliced from 7 exons. The coding region runs from base 1 to 942 and encodes 313 amino acids. NCBI's taxonomy places the organism in Eukaryota, Metazoa, Nematoda, Chromadorea, Rhabditida, Onchocercidae. The record is from RefSeq and is a predicted model, not a curated record.